AUGAGUGUAUAUACUGGCGAUGCUUCACUUCUCUACUUGCAAUACUAUGAAAAGUUACACGCAAGUUCUGUUCAAAAAGUCCCAGCUAAUAUGGUAAUUGAUGAUCGUAAAAGAAAAGGUGGCUCACCAACAGGCUUUACAUUAUAUUUGGUUGUAGAGAAAAAGUCAUGGGAUAGAGCUAUUAGAAUAAAUGGUGCACAAUAUUCAUAUCAAGUAGAAUUAAAGGCCGGAGAUAAUACUGGUUUUCUUUCUUUAGAUUCAAAAUCUAAAUGUAUAUUCACUAAUAUUGAAUGGAAUGCCAAUAAUGCCAACACCACAUUAUCAUUCGUUAGUGCAAAGACAUUGGGUAUUUGGAGUGAGGAUUUCAAGAUUGAAAUUACACCAGCUCAACGUAAAUUAUUUGACAACCGUGAAUUAUACGUUUAUGUGUCAGAUAAUGAAAAGUUUUACAAAGAUAAUAUUGAUAACAAAAUUAAAAGAGACCAAAUUAGUGCUGGCUACAUUUCUUUUUAA
Dictyostelium discoideum AX4 is the source of this 513-nucleotide messenger RNA. RefSeq lists its product as hypothetical. The record is from RefSeq and is a predicted model, not a curated record. The coding region runs from base 1 to 513 and encodes 170 amino acids. The transcript is spliced from 3 exons. Lineage: Eukaryota; Evosea; Eumycetozoa; Dictyosteliales; Dictyosteliaceae.